This is a messenger RNA of Penicillium soppii, 1503 nucleotides long. Its product is annotated as leucine-rich repeat domain-containing protein. Bases 1 to 1503 code for a protein of 500 amino acids. NCBI's taxonomy places the organism in Eukaryota, Fungi, Ascomycota, Eurotiomycetes, Eurotiales, Aspergillaceae. The transcript is spliced from 2 exons. The record is from RefSeq and is a predicted model, not a curated record. Gene Ontology annotation, molecular function: protein binding.
AUGGACAGCGAGAUACCCCUCCCUCCGCCACGGCGAAUGCGGUACCGCUCGCCCGCAAAUCCCUCAAGCACCGCCUCGUCACUCAAUCGCACGCGACGACUGUCGCGAUUCGAUGACUGUUCUAGCCAACCAUCCAGCGAUCCCGCGCUAUUCUCGAGUGAUGAUAUCCCGGCCUCUGGGCUAGAGAAUUAUCACGCGACCACGCCGGGCUCGGGUCGCAAACGACGGUAUCGCGGGACCUGGUGGGGUGAGCAAGUGUUGGACCCGAAGCGCAAAAGGGCAGGUUUCAAGGACAAGAGGAAUGCUGACAGUGGUGUGUGGAUGGGGAGUGAUGAGUCCGGAGCUGAGUCGCUUUUGCCGUCCGAGGAUGGUUCGGCAUGGGGGGAGGACUUGCGCAAGUCCGUGUUGGAUUCGAAGAAGGCAGCAAGCUCAACUUCUUUGGUAGUCGAUAGCGAGAGUGCUCCUGUGCAUAUGCGCGGGGUGUUCAGGGGAAUUGAGGAAUCAGUGGAGCAUCGAUAUGCGCGCAAGGUCGUCAAUGAUUGCCUUGAGAAAGGACAUGAGAGCAUUGAUCUGGGUGACUUUCAUAUGCGAACGCUCCCACCGGGUCUAUUGCGACCUCUGCAGCAUCUCACUAAACUUCCAUCCGUCAAUGAAGCCCCGGUCUGUGAGGAUGUAUUCACGUCCCUCCAGCCAUUCCUCAGCAUCUAUCUUCCUAACAACUCCCUGUCAACCCUUCACAACGAUUUAUUCGAGCUCAGCAACCUCAAGGUUCUCAGUCUGCGGAACAACAAGCUGACCGAGAUCCCGUCUACAAUUCGCAGACUGACAGCAUUGCAAGUAAUGAAUCUUUCCGUCAACCGACUGACCUACCUUCCCUGGGAGCUUCUCAGGCUCAUGCAGCAGGGUGAACUGAAGCACCUCACGGUACGGCCAAACCCAUUCCUCCCAAUCGAGGAAGCCCAAAUUGCAGAAUGGCACCACCCCAGCAAUAAAUAUGCCGAAAAUGAGAAAGACUCUUCCGGCCCGCUUCAGUCCAAAAACGACAAUUCCCUCGAGGAGGUCUGGAGUCCCAUUCACGUCGCCACAGGCCCCACAACGCUCCUAAACAUGGAAGGUAACUCCAUGGGAGAAAGCCUAUGCCCAAACACACUCAUGCAAACUGGGGCAUCUGUAAACAACGCCCCGUCCCUACGAGAAGUUGCCCUUCGCGCAGUGAGCAAACUGCCUUAUCUUGAGCAAGCCACCGACGAAGAAUUGGCCGAGUACCCCGCGAUGAUUGUGCCUCUUCUGCGACAAGCGAAAGAGGUCCGGAUUGCAGGCGGUCAACCCUGCUCUGUGUGUCAGCGCGAGUAUGUGGUUCCCCGCACCAAAUGGAUGGAGUGGUGGGACUUUACCCCUUGUGAGAACGGGAUGAAGAUGCCUCGUUGCCCUGGCGAGAAGCUUCGACCUUUGCCUUUCCAGCGGUUUGGUUGUAGCCUGGCAUGUGUGCCGAGAUCGCGUUGA